Messenger RNA from Penicillium maclennaniae, 447 nucleotides. Its product is annotated as cofilin. Gene Ontology annotation, cellular component: cytoplasm; actin cytoskeleton; actin cortical patch. The coding region runs from base 1 to 447 and encodes 148 amino acids. The transcript has 3 exons. NCBI's taxonomy places the organism in Eukaryota, Fungi, Ascomycota, Eurotiomycetes, Eurotiales, Aspergillaceae. The record is from RefSeq and is a predicted model, not a curated record. Gene Ontology annotation, molecular function: actin filament binding. Gene Ontology annotation, biological process: actin filament depolymerization; cell motility; actin filament severing.
AUGGCAUCUGAACAACCCGCACCCACCGACCCCGUCGAAGCAUAUCACGCCGUCCGUGACGGGUCCCUUACAUACGCCAUGUACAACUACUGCCCGGACUCCGACAAUAUAACCGUGCAAGAAACAAGUGUCUAUAAUCCUGGAGUGGGCGAAGAAGCCACCUGGGAGGCGUUUCUGGAUCGUCUGAAGAUGGACGAAUGUCGGUAUAUCGUGUACGACUUCAUGUAUCCCGGCACUCAGGAUGAGAAAGAGAUCACGAAAAAGAAGUUGUUGUAUAUCCUUUGGGCUCCGGAGGGGUCCCAUGUUCGGGAUAAGAUGAAUCUUUCGCAUCAUGGAAAGAGGUUUCGGGAUGCGUUUGGGCAUUUUGAUGAUGAGUUGCAUAGUACUUAUAAAGAGUGGAUUUCGUAUCCAGAAGUUGUUAAAAGGUUGGAGCGAGGGGCAAAAUAA